Molecule: messenger RNA, 2138 nt
Organism: Darwinula stevensoni
Lineage: Eukaryota; Metazoa; Arthropoda; Ostracoda; Podocopida; Darwinulidae
Source: the annotation of a GenBank genome assembly
AUGCUACUAGCCUAUGAGCUAGCUUGGUGUCCACGUAACCGAUUUGGUGCAAAGCAGAAUUUCUACCUGAUUGACCCCUAUCUCGUGUACUUCAUUGCCACACUUCUCUGUCGAAGGCUGAUAUGGCAAGUUAUUCAAGGACUGACAACACUGAUUUUACCAAGCUCCAUUUCUAAACAUGUGCUGGAAUUCCUCAAGCUUUUCGUGAUUGGAGCAAUAGUUGGGAAUCUCUUGUGGUGUACGUACCACAUCUUCCAGAAUCAUCCAGUGAUGAACUUCUGUUAUUUAUUUUAUCCGUUUGCUGUGUAUGUGAUACUGUUUUGGCCAUGCAUGAAUGCCUUCUUUGAUCUCAUACCUUCUUGUGAGCCAAGAGAGGAUAGAGUGAAGACUUCCAAAGCAGGCCUCUAUCACACAUGCUCAUCCUCACCACAAACAAUAAGAGGAGAGGUGGAGAUGCUCAAAGGAGAUUUCAAUCUCCGAAUGAGGCAUGUCCUCUUCAAUUCCCUGCUGAAUGCAUAUUAUGUUGGAUUUCUUCCAUGCUGCUUUGCCCAAACAGCACUGCAUUAUGAUGUGACUUGGGCAACUCUACAUUUGGCUUACAUCUGGGUCAGCUGCUUCAUAUUUCAUAUGAUCCAUUGUUAUCCUCCACGUUACUGUGACACCCUUCAUAGGGCAGCUUUGCACUUGGGGCGGUGGAGCAAGGUAGAGGGUCGGCAUGCUUAUUUGCCAUAUGCCCUGCACAACGUGAUUCGAGUGCAUGCGCCUGAUGAGGCGGUUCUGUCACGUAUCUUGGAUGACCUCGACCUAAUCAGUCCCGUGGAUGUAUGGAGAUGGAGGAGGGAAUCGGUUGACUUCAUGAUUGCCCCAGCUGCUCUUCAUCAUCUCAUUGCCCAGCUACACGACAGUCAUAUUUCUUAUGAAAUCCUCAUUCCAAAUGUCCAACGAUUGCUGGAUUCUGAGAAGGCAGCUCCAAAGGGUUCCAAGAUGGACUGGAUAUCAUACCACCGCCUUGCUGAUGCAAGUCCACACCCAUCUAUUCAUGAGUAUAUGGAUACUUUGGCUGCAGAUUAUUCUCAUAUGGUAGAAGUUUUCAGCAUUGGAACCAGUACGAUGGGGCAUGAUCUCAUGGUGAUGAAGGUAUCUACAGGGAAUGCCACCCGCAGCUUUUGGAUCGAUGGAGGGAUCCAUGCAAGAGAGUGGAUUUCUCCAGCUACAAGCACAUACAUCAUGCGGGAAUUCGUAGAGAACUACGAUGUCCACAAGGAUGUGGUAGAUCUCUACGACUGGUACUUCCUCCCAGUAGUGAAUCCUGAUGGAUACGAAUAUUCACAGACUGAAAAUCGCUUAUGGAGAAAGACGCGAUCCGAUCAUGAUUCUCCUUCGGGGUGCAUUGGUGUCGAUUCGAACAGGAACUUUGACUUUCAUUGGAUGGAGUCCGGCGCAAGCUCAGACAAAUGCAGUGAAAUCUAUGCUGGCCCAGAGGCCGAAUCUGAGCCGGAGAACAGAGCCAUUCGGGACUUCCUUAUGCAGUUCGUUGAGGAUACAGGCGUGAGCAGCUUUGAGGUCCUCCUCUCCCUUCAUUCCUAUGGGCAGCUGUGGCUUAGCCCAUGGGGAUAUGCAGACAUCAAACCGGAAGAUUAUUCCGACUUGGAAGAGCUUGGCUUGGUAGGAGUUGAAGCCAUUUUUCAGGUCCAUGGACUGGAGUAUACUUUUGGGACUUCUCCCGAUGUCCUCUAUUUGUCAUCAGGAGGCACAAAGGAUUGGUCGAAGGGGGUUGCAGGAAUCAAGUAUUCAUACACGAUAGAGUUACGCGAUACUGGAUUCCAUGGGUUUGUCCUUCCUCCGGAGGAAAUCAUCCCAACGGGGGAGGAGAUAUUGUCUGCUGUAAAAGCUUGUGCCCUCCAUCUGCAAGGGAAGGGCAGAACCAUGGCUCAGCCGCACGUGUAAAUUACUUCACCUUGUAACACGGGAAUGAAGGAAGUUUGAAGCUCCUUGUAUGUCUUUCUCUUCCUUCUCAUAGAGGCACAUCAUUCUUGUCAUCAUAUGGCACAUUGCGUAUGGUAAGCAGGUAAUGCUACCUAAUCAUCAGCAGUUGAUGAACAGCAUAUGCGUAUUGUGUAUUUUGUUUUGUCUGUCCC